GACGUACAAAAAUUUUAGCGCAUGUGCUUUUGCCUGUAUAUAUAUUAUGGCAUAAAUGCCAUUCCGCGGUGCAAGUUAGUGCAGGUGUUGCUUUAUAUUAAUUUAGUAGUAGCUUUUCGUUUCUCAAUCAAAAUACGUUUUCUUCCUUGAUAAAAAGUAGAAAGGGAAGAAAAUGUGGAAAUUUAUAGUUCGUGGAAUUCAAUCGACAAUAGAGCGACGUAUUUGUCGCACCAAUAUUUACUCACAAUCGUCACAAGAUAACCCAACAAAUGAUGUCAAAACAAAUUUGACAAGCCAACAAAAUUUGCUUUCUUCAACUUUUACCUUUUGCGACAAGAAUUUUUGUGAAUGGGCUAAACGCGCUGGUGCUAAAGAUAAGAAAUACAAUUCGGAAUGGAAUGCCAGGCAUAGCUGGCCAGAGGCUGUUAGCUGGUCUAGUAUAUUGGCAGCUGGAUGGAUUGUAUGUCAAACACUUGGUUUGCGUAAAAGAAUCGAUGAGAAAGACAGACGUCAAAACUUCAAAAGCAAAUUAUAUAAUUGUGCUAAGGUUCCAUUUAUAUUUUCACAAAUAGCAAAUUUAGAACCAAGGAAUAUCUUUCCAGUCACUGUGUUGGCAAUAACAAAUGUCAACAGUGUUGGCAAUAACAAUUCUAACUUGCAAGAUUCAGAUUUACAAUGGACAUCAGAAAAAGCAUUCGGUCCUGUCACCAUUGAAGAGGCAUUCGAAGAGGCUGCUGAUGAAUUUUCCAAGACCCACAAAGUAGUUGUAGGGCAAUACGAACUCUGUUACGGUAUAAAAGCUUUGAAAGAAAAGCGUCAUGAAGAUGCUUUGAUGCAUUUUUCAAUGGGUGCCAAACAAUCUUCCCCCGGAAGUAUGUUCAACUUAGGUCUUUGUCAUGAAUUAGGCAUUGGAACUGUAGUGGAUCAAAAGAAGGCUGCAGAAUGUUACAAUGACGCCGCAGCACACGAUCAUGCCGAUGCAUUAUAUAAUUUGGGAGUUUUCCAUGCUCAAGGGAAAGGUGGCUUACCAGUUAGCAUUGAUCUUGCGCGUAUUUGUUUUAUUAAAGCAGCAAAAUUAGGUCAGACACAAGCGCAACAAGCGCUUGAUUUAGAAAAAGCUAAGACUCAAUCAAAGAAAAGCAAUACCUCUACUGUACAGAAUAUCAAAUUUACCCAUACAAACUUGCAGAAAAAUAAAAUAGAUGAUGCAUGCGUUAAAUUAAGUAAUUACAUGUUAAGAGAAAACAUUGCUGACAUAUUAAAUGCAAAUUUGGUUGAAAAAUCCACGCGCGAUACGCCAGAAUAUAACGAACAACCAAUCAAAGAUUCUACCCAGAAAAUUUUAAACUUUCUCAGCUUAAAAGAAGCUAGUCAAGGGAUCCUUAUGCUUAACGAUUAUAGUGUGCCAUGUUAAGAAAUACCAAAAUACUUUUAUUAUGCCAGAGUAAGAUUCACCAAAGUUGAGUCAUCUUAAAUAGUUGUUAUAUAAAAGUAUUUUCCGUGUACGUGUGUGUAGUAUAUUUACGAAAUUACGUAUUAUAUUCCUAAGAGAAAGUGCAAGUGCUUGCUCAAUUUGUAAAAUGUUAUAUAUAUAUGUUCGCAAACAUUAUUUUUAUCUUCAUAUUUUUCAUUUCUGUUGAAGAGCAAACAUGUGUAUAUUAUUUAACAUACUCAUUAUCUUGAAGUUAUAAGCAUGGGCAAAAUUAUUAUGACACACUACAAGUGUAUCAAUAAUUGAUUUAAGGAUUUUACGCAACUGCUUAGUAUUAAUGUAACAAUAUUACUUAACUCAUAAUUGAGUUGGAACGUGAUUGUGAUGCAUAAACAUGUAAAAGCAGACGUGAUACGACAUUGAGAAGUUUUAGCGUUGUACACAAACUUCCAAGUUCUAUUAAUAUCUAAUAGAUCGCAAUCGAUAUUUUUAUUACAAAUAUAUUUUAUUGACUCUUACAUAACAAUCUCAUUUUAUCGAUUAAGAUGUUUUAGAUUUAAGAUUCUGACACAAACGACAGUAACGAUUAGCCAUUUGUUUGUAUACUGCGCAGUGUACAAAAUGCGUGUGUGCGAAUAGUCUACAUGGUACAUUAGUACAAAAAUAAAAUCUUUUUAUAAUUUCA
Linepithema humile (Argentine ant) is the source of this 2117-nucleotide messenger RNA. RefSeq lists its product as uncharacterized. NCBI's taxonomy places the organism in Eukaryota, Metazoa, Arthropoda, Insecta, Hymenoptera, Formicidae. Gene Ontology annotation, molecular function: protein binding. The record is from RefSeq and is a predicted model, not a curated record.